AUAGCCUCUAUAGAGGUUCUUUUCAUCAUUCAACUGCAAGCAAGCAAGUGGAGGUUUGCUGCUUUUCUCCCAACACAACAUGGAGGUGGCAUCCUGUGUCCAGGACGUUGGCAGCCAUGCAGUGUCACUGUUGGCUUAUCUGAACCUCCAAAGAGAGCAAGCUCAGUUCUGUGACUGUGUGCUCCUACAGAGACAGAGCCCAGCUCAGCUCUACCCUGCACACAGGUGUGUUCUGGCAGCUUCUAGUCCAGUGCUGGCAUCUAUCUUGUCUUGCACUGGUGCCCUGGUGGAACUUCAGGCUCCAUGUCUGUCCGACGCUGUAUUGGCACCUCUUUUGGACUACAUUUACACAGGAGCUGUGCCAUACGCUGGUAGCCAGCAACAGUAUUACAGUCUGCUCACUGCCGCCUGCUACCUGCAAAUGGUUGAACUGCAGGAGGCUCUGACAGCCUGGCAACAAGCUGAGGUGAAUGCUGCAGAAACUGCUGAUGCUUCCUCUGGAGCUGAAAAUCAACCAUAUAAAGACAUUAAGAAAACUUAUAGGACAACUGUGAACACCUUCAGUGAUCUGCGGCGAACAUCCAGCAGCGAUGCCUUCAGAAGAGUUGAGGAAACAGACACUCACAGUGUACAAAGUGCUACAAGUUCACCGGAGAGAGAAGCUCAUCAGUAUUUAGCAAAUGUGGAAACAUUUAGUGAAACUCAGAUGCAUUCAGCCAGUAGAGAUUUAAGAGACCCAGAAACAGUUACAAGUAGAAAUAACAGUAAACAUGAUGCCAACAACUGUAGCACAUCAGCUGCAAACACUUCAAGCAGUGAAAGUGAUGCAAAUGCAGGCGACUACAGACAGGUAGCAUAUCAGACACGGCAGGAUUUGAUUCGGAAUAGCCCUGGCAUUUCUGAAGUUCAUGACGUGUCUGAAGUGGACAAAGAGGUCCAAAUGGAUCAGUUUCAUUUGACUGGCAUUGUAAAGUCAGAGAUCUGGCAGAAGAGCAAAGAGGAGGAGCCCGUUACAACAACCAAGGACAGGAGGAGCUCGUCCUCAUCACCGUAUCCAAGUUGUGGGGCAGUGCCCGUCAUCUGUCACAGCGGUAGAGCGGCUGUCCUCCAGCUGGCAGAAGUGUCUGCGGUGCCUCCGCACCGUCCAGCAUCCCGGCCUCCAGUCAGCUCCAGCAGGGCUCCUGUCUCACGGUCAGCAAGUACAGACAAUGACGGCAUUGUAGAGGGUUUUACCACUAAACACGAAAGUCCAUAUGGAGCACAGAAUCAGGACUACAGACACAAUAACCACCACACUGUAACACAAAGUCGGGAUUACCACGAUAGUUCAGAUCAGUGUGCUAUACAGGAUUUUAGUUACACAUCCAGUGCAGGUAGAGCUGAUGUGUUGAAACAGGAUUACAACAGCAGCAAUACAGAGCAUUUUAUAGUACAGAAUAAUGAACGUAUUAGACAAGGAUUGUCCCACAAUACAGAACAUCUGAGGGAUGACUCAGUGCCACAGAAUACAGACGGGAACAAAGGGUUAAAGUCUAAAAGUGACCACAGUCUUGAUGAUUUCCCCUCUAAACAUAAGCGACUAGAUUGUUCUGAGUGCCACAAUGUCUCCUUGGCAACUGCAACAGAGCAGCACUCACAAAGUCUGAGAGCUGCAGUUUCACUUCCUGUAGAGCACUCAGACACACAGAGGAACUCUCACCGUAAAGAUUUAUGUCCCGAGGGAGAAGCGAAAGAGGAACACAGUUACUCGAGCAGGUGUCCGGCUAAAAUGGAUGUGCAGGACAGCCGCUGCAAUCUCUAUGUGCAUAAGAUAAAUUGGUACUCGAACAUGUAUAGAGCUGGAAAAAGUACAACAGAUUGUGCCACUAGCCAGGAUGAACAUGAUUCAAAUAACAGACAUACAGCUAUGCAAAGCAGAGCACACAGUGUUGAUAUGUGUCCGCCUGUCUCCAUCACACCAGAGUCGAGCUUGGAUAACGUCUCUGGCAGGCGCUCUCCCUUUGAAUGCUGCUCAUCUGUGGAACCUGAACAGAUCUCAGGCACUGAGACCACAGAGCCAUGCUUAUCUCUUACAAUGACUGUGGACAGCAACAGUGCUGUGGGCCAGUCUUACCGUGGACAUCUUCAUUAUCACUGCCUACCACAGGAGGACGUGCACUUAUCACAUGGAGACGGCGAUCAUAAACACACCCAGGCUAACCGCUCUGAUCACUCAGGCGAGUCGAGUGAUGAGGAGGCCAGUCCAGGUCCUCUGAAGCAGCACUUUGCCGCAGGGACAACUGACAGAGUUGUCUUGCUGGACAUUAGCACCAAACCUGCUGAGCUGCUCGUAUCCCGCAAACACAGAUCUGACGGCGAAGAGAGAGGAGUCGGAGAAAAGAGCACCUUUAAAAUUAGGAUCAGAAAUGAGAGUUUUGAUGAGGCUGAAAGGAAAUCUUGGGAUGGACAGACAAAUGGUGAUAAAAGAAAAUCUGCAGAUGACGACCAAAGCAGACCAGGAGCUGAGGUCAUACAAAAAGCUGAGGUCUUGGAAGUAGUUUCCGACCCGAAAGAAGGUGAGAACAAAUUCGGUACCUGGACAGCCUGUUCAGCUCCCAGUGUGUCAGACUCUGCACAAGCCUCCAUGUCAUCCACCUUGUCUGUUUGCAUACCUUCUACCCUUUCAGCCAGCGUGCCAUCAAACAUUUCAACUCAUCUGUCAAGUCCUGCUCACCACCCUUUCCAGUGUUCUCUAUGCGAUCGUUCCUUCAGCCAGCGAGGCUCUCUGAAUAGACAUGUGCGCAGCCACCUUGGCGUAAGGCCCUUCCCCUGUCCCCACUGCCCUAUGACCUUUUCGCGGCAGUACCGUGUCACAGAGCACAUGCGUGUUCACCAGCGCUGCGCACUUGGGACUGACUUUCAAAAGCCCCCUGCCUCGUCGAUUUGAGACGAUGCAAAGAGGCGCCAAAUCUGAAAUUUGUCAUUGAGAGACAGUGAUAUUCAAAUGCAUUGUUUUUUCCCCCCAAUAGCUCGCUUUAAGUUUGUCCUGCUGGCGCUGCAAUGUGAUAACAGGCUAUUUUUAAUGAUGUGGUGGAAAAACAACAAGCACAUAAGUAUUUAAAAGAGGUGCAGUGUUUCUUUCAGUUAACAAUGCAACAAGGCAACUUGUUUGUGGAAGCUGUCAUUCAUAGUGAUCAGCCAACAGAGGAAAUGCCAAGGCACUUCCCCUCAGAACCAUGGUGCUUUAAUCGUUUUAGGUCUGCACCUUCAUUUCUUUAAUUCAAACUUAACUCUGUUGGUAGCGGAGAAGUCUGAAAAAGACCAAGUAUGUGAACCUGCCGAGAAGAAAAUGUCAGACAGAUACAGUUAGCAUCUAGACGGAGAACAAAGUUCCCUUUGGUGUAGAUCAGUGAAUGCCUUAAGUGGCUAGAAUUUUUUAUUUUUUUUAUUAUAGAAGUGGCUCAUAGUGAUACAGAGAUGAUCACUUGAAUCUGCAGUUCCCCUUUUCUUUUCCGAUCUUUACAGUGAGUUAAACUUUCUGUUUAGCCGUCCCACCUGCAGCUUACUGUUUUGGCAGCUAUUUUUUUAUUUUAUUUAUAAAUGAAACUGCUCUACAAACCCACUGUGCUCUACCAGCACCAAACAGGGGAACACGGUCGAGCAUUUAGCAGCUAAGGAGCGAGAUAUUUCCUUCCAGGAGUUGGUAGAGACCAAAAAUGGCAAAAAAGACAGUGAAUAACGGGCCUCCAUUGGCCAGGUAGCCGGAACCAUGACUCCAAAUGAAUGAAAAUGUUUUCCUGUGUCUGCUGAAUAUGUAACCGCAACAACUUUUAAAGUGAUGGAUGAUAUGCUGCAUUCACAGUUUGUUUUCUUUGCUCCCAGGUGACCAAAAAAUAAGUAAAAAAAAAAAAAUGCAAAUGAUUUAUUCAUUCUAUUCUUGCACUAUUUGCUGUGGACUUCAGCAGAAGUGUUAAUUUAUAGAUUAAUGACAGAAACAAAAAUACCCAAUUUUAGGCUCAUAAUGCAUGUUUUUGAAGUAAUUUUGAAGUUUAUAACCAGAAGCAUCACAAGUCAUUUCAGCGUUUUUAACUGUAAUGCAGAACUCUCAUGUUGCAUAAAAGUGUGCUUACUGCAGGCAGAGUUUUACAAGUCAACUUCAUUCCAUCCAGUACUCAGUAGGCAUUACAUAGCAUUACACAUGACACUGUGACAAAUGUAUAAGUGAUGUCUCACACACUGUCCCCUGUAAGUGAAGACAGUACCUCGGGUGUCAGAGAGAGCUGUGAAACACGAGCUGAAGGUAGAAAAAAGCAGAAGGAAGAAACAAGUGUCAAGGGCAGCCGUGAGGCUCUCUGCGUGUCCCGUCUUAUCAAUGCCAAACUUGUUCUAUAAAGGAUAGGGAACGUGGAAGGAACUGUUCUGUAUUUAACACUGCAGAUAGUACAAACAUGUAACAGCUUAGCAGAGGUGGUUGGAGUUGUUAAUGUUACAUCUUCAUGCUCUGCAGCUCCCACUCUGUUGUUUGGAUAAAAGGAAAAACAGCAUCUCAGUCAUUUAAAAUGUCUAAAUAUUAACCUGGAUGUGUGUUUCCAAUUAGCAAUGAGCUCAACACAUUGGCUUCAGUAAUAAACCAUUCAAAUGGCU
Stegastes partitus (bicolor damselfish) is the source of this 4623-nucleotide messenger RNA. RefSeq names its product probable GPI-anchored adhesin-like protein PGA55. Gene Ontology annotation, molecular function: RNA polymerase II cis-regulatory region sequence-specific DNA binding; DNA-binding transcription factor activity, RNA polymerase II-specific; protein binding. Lineage: Eukaryota; Metazoa; Chordata; Actinopteri; Pomacentridae. The record is from RefSeq and is a predicted model, not a curated record. Bases 80 to 2926 code for a protein of 948 amino acids. The transcript has 3 exons. Gene Ontology annotation, biological process: regulation of transcription by RNA polymerase II.